Messenger RNA from Micropterus dolomieu (smallmouth bass), 2330 nucleotides. RefSeq lists its product as uncharacterized. The coding region runs from base 293 to 1042 and encodes 249 amino acids. Gene Ontology annotation, cellular component: nucleus. NCBI's taxonomy places the organism in Eukaryota, Metazoa, Chordata, Actinopteri, Centrarchiformes, Centrarchidae. The transcript is spliced from 7 exons. The record is from RefSeq and is a predicted model, not a curated record.
GUGAACGCGCCUUAAGCCGAAUUAGAAAAUCCUGGGUUAACAAAGCUUGCUGAUGUCCUGCUUCAUGAAACCGGUUAUCUUUCCCCCCGUAUCCGUCGCUUAGACAGUCAUUGAUAACCGAUGCGUGCCGCAAUUUACUGUCGCAUCGAUUAAUCUCGGGGUUAUUCCGUCUCACGACAGCGGCUUACGAUUUGAUUAGUAAAUCUAGCAUUGAAACAUCUCGGAUAACUGCGCGCGCCCGCUCCUCUAUAAAGGGGAGAUCAAUCGCACGCCGAAACCCGGAUCACAAUCCAUGAACACAGACAGAGAUUUCGAGAUGAUGAAAAAACAUGAAAGGGCACAUUUUUUCAGCUCUAAAGAGCAGGAACUCAUUUUGAAGUUGUAUGAAGAAGAGAGAGAGAUAUUGACAGCCAAAUCCAACACUACCAGCGCCUCUAAACUGAGAGAGGAGGCCUGGCAGAGAAUUGCUGAUAAAAUAAACGCGGUGUCGGACAGCGGCUACAAAAGGACGUGGCAGCAAGUGAAAGUCAAACAUAAAAAUAUAGUGCAAACAGCAAAAAGAAGGAGGGUCGAGGUGAUGAGGAAUGAAGGGGGGUCGGCAACCCCGUCGCUGACCUCUGCAGAGGAGGAUGUGCUGCAGCACAAAGACAACAGGCUAAGAGUGGAGGUCCUACCUGGGGGUGCCUGUAUUGAGCCACUUACUGGAUCUGACAGCUCUUUUAUUAGUGUCUCAGGCCACCCCGUCCUCCUGCUACCCGUAACAAAGACUGAACCAGAGAGCUUGAGCAGUGAUGAGACCGAUGUCAGCGACACUCAUUUUGAGGGAAACGUGCACAGUAGCAGCUUCCAGGAGAGGGCCAACUCCACAUCUGCUGCAACCGGUGGCAGAAGUGCAGAGAGGCAGACAGAAGACAUAAGAGCCCUUUACUGCUGCUACCUCAAAAAGGAGAUUGAGAACCGUGACCAGCAGAUGGCAUUCAGAGCACUUAAAAUGAGGAAGCUGGAGAAAGAAAUCUUAUUACUUGAUAAGCAGCUUAUGUGACCAUGUGAAAAUUCUUAAUUAAUGUUUAUAUCUUACUUUUAUAGUAUGUUAAAACAACAAUUGAUUACUUUAAGGCCAGACAACUGUUAUAAAUUGCUUCCGUCACGUCAUUUUCCACAUUAACUCAAAUGUUGCCUUUACCUCAGCACACCUGGAGUGGUGUGUGUGGGCUGGGGAGUUAAUGGUGCCGUGUCUCUUGCACGUCUGCCAUUAGGUGGUUCAAGUUUGCAACGAUACAGGUCGGACCCUUUCUUGUUGUUGCAGUAUUGAGCCAUGCAACUCUACACGUGCAACAGUACAUAGGCCUCAUUAUCUACCAGUAUUGGGAUUUCUCUGCUCAAAGGUCAUUUCAGUCCCGUCAUUUGCCCCAAAGCUGGCUUGAGGCCCACUGAAGGUUCAGAGUAGGAGGGUCAUGAAGAGCGGCUUGUAUGUGGAGCCCCUGUGCCCCGGGAGGACUCCACUAUCACAUGAGUUACAGUGCUUUGGCACACUUCUCGUUGUGUUGGCUCUGCAGUCCAGCACACUGGAUUUGAAAUGAAUGAAACAAUGAAUGUCUUUAAUUUGAGAUGAGUCGUGUAGGAACUGUUGCUCUUUUAAACAUAUUCCCGCAGUUUUAGGAGACAAUAAUUGGACAUGUUAAAGUAAAGGUAACUUACUUUGCUAGUCAAAACCACUUUUUGGUUGCCUUGUCAGUAUGAUUUGGACACAGUGUGGCCACCUCCACAUUACUUUGCUGAAACAUUUGUAAUAAGAUGUGAAAUCACUUGAAAUAUUAAGUAAAAACAGUGAAAUUGAUUUCCGCCACAGCAGCAAAGGGGACUUUUAUUCUUUGCAUUACAAACAGCAUUAUUGCUCUGAGGUUACUAGACUACUUGUACAUGUAUGCUGUGGAAGGUUUUAGGUUUCUAUAUAAGUGCUGAGAGAAAAUGUAAUCCAUUCAUAUUCAUUUUUAAAUGUAUUAAUUUUAACGAUCAAGUUUUUAAAAAUGUUUCUCUUUCUGUUCCAUUGUCUGCAAAGAAAGGGGCAAACUCUGUUUUAAAUCUUGGUUUCAUUUUAUUCUCUUUUGAAUUAUUUAAAACCAGCCUUUUGUCAUGUUUAAUCUCAGUUUGUUAUUGCUCCUAAUUGUGCUUAUUUUUAUGUAUAUAUCUAUUUCUUUUUUUUUCAUUCUUGUGUUUUAUUAUUUAUUUUUGUACGCCCCAGAUACAGUAGCCUGCAGAAUAAUUGAUGAAAUGUAAAACAAGAUAAUGUAUCUCAUGGCUCUUGAAAGCAAUAAAAGCUUUUUUCAGUU